GAGGGAGGGAGAGGUGUAUAUCAGAAGUCUCAGUGACUCACUGUUUCUCUGAUUUUGAUGCAUGCAAGAGAAGCAAAAACGAUAAUAAUAAUUUAAAAAAGGGAAAAUAAAUGGAGAGGUGUGCCAAGCAAGUUAUGCAUUUUGUCAAUAUCUAAACUUUUCUGCAUUUGGAUUUCUCUCCUGGUUUCUGCUUACAACCUCAUUCAUUAUGUUUUCAGAGGUGAAAACCAGAUAAUGCUGGAGGAGGGUCUGUCUGCAGAAAUCUGAUGGCUGAUUCUACUCCAGAGUCUUUGCAAUCUGAUACAUUGGGCCCGGGACAUAUUAGCAGGUCACUUUUCAGCAUCCCUGGUUUCAUUGUAGGGUUUGGUACUAACUGUUUAUCAGAGUCUGACUCCAUUAGGAGCCCUACAUCUCCUUUGGAUUUGAAAGUUUUUCCAAAGCUUAAUAGCCCCUUUGGUCAUAAGUCCCCAGGAACACAAUCCCAAUGCAGGCAUAAAAAGAAGUGGGAUUGCAGUAAAGUAGGCCUUGGCAUCAUAAAUUCACUUGUGAAUGAAACCAAACCUUCUCCGGAUGUACUUGAUUCACCGAGGAAGAAUGUAAUCUUCAGACCACAGAUGAAGACAAAACCAAACCAUGGAUCACUUUAUUCUUCCGUAAAAUCCAACUCUUUGCCUAAAAACUACAUCUUUUCGUCACUUUUGGAAACCAAGACUCUCAAUCCCCAAUUAGGUGGCACAAAUGUUGCAUUUGACAAUGAAGGCAUCCCUUCAGAAUCUGGCCCGACUAACACUGUUGCAUCUUGCUUGUUGGAUCCCACCAGUUCUUCAUCCUUACAUCAUGGCUUAACCCAAAAUCACAGUUUGAGUUUUAUGAACUUUUGUUCGGAAAAUAAAACUAGCAUAGUGAGUUCACCUCUGAUACUUAACCGAGGCUCACAGAUAGCGAAUUCUUUGGAUAACAAACCAAGUUCAUUUCCAAUUCCUAUUGGAACCAGUCAUGGAAUUCUGAGUUCCUUUUCAGCAAGAGAGAUAGAGCUUUCUGAGGAUUAUACCUGUAUAAUUUCUCACGGUCCAAAUCCUAAAACAACUCAUAUUUUUGGUGACUAUAUUUUGGAUUGUCACAUUAAUGAGUUGGCUGAUUUUGGUAAGAAGGAUGGAUCGGGGAGUAAAUCAUUACAAGAGGCUGAAACCUUGGAGAGAUUAAUACCAUUUCACUCUGAAGAGACUUUUAGCUUCUGUUACUUAUGCAAGAAAAGACUGGAAGAGGGGGAAGACAUUUAUAUAUACAGGGGUGAGAAAGCAUUUUGCAGUUUUGAGUGUCGUGCUGAGGUUAUUUUUGCUGAGGAGUUGGAGGAAACUUACAAUAACUCUGCUGAAAGCUCUCCUGGAUCAAGCUGCCAUGAAGAUCUCUUCCUAAUGGGUAUGCCCUUUGCUACAUAAUGGGCCAUAGUUGCUCUCUCAGGCUCCCAUGUCUACGAUUGAAGUUGUUGCAUAGGUGCACCUUGAUCAUCUACUCAUAAGAGCUGUCUAUGUGAAUCUGUUUGCAGCCAUGGAUGAUCAAGAAAUGCAUUAUGUCAUUUUCUAAUUGCUUACUACUUUCAUGGUAUAGGCAAGUGGUGGCAGUCAUAGGAAAGAGCUUUUUCAUUCUAUAAAGGAGGCAGGGAUAUAGUAUUAAGCUUGUUGCUUGUCUUAUAAUUUUGAUUAGAUGGGUUGGAAGUGGCCAAAAGCCCUCGCCCAUCUGUUUUCAUAUAUAUUGGUUUUGUUGGGUUUGCCCUUGGUGAGAGAGUUAAUGGGGUAGCUUUUGAACCUAGUGAACUCAUGAAUGAAUGCAUGCGGCAUCUAAAUUACCAAUGGCA
Messenger RNA from Juglans microcarpa x Juglans regia, 1855 nucleotides. Its product is annotated as FCS-Like Zinc finger 8-like. Lineage: Eukaryota; Viridiplantae; Streptophyta; Magnoliopsida; Fagales; Juglandaceae. The record is from RefSeq and is a predicted model, not a curated record. The transcript is spliced from 3 exons. The coding region runs from base 267 to 1439 and encodes 390 amino acids.